Molecule: messenger RNA, 1896 nt
Organism: Diutina rugosa
Lineage: Eukaryota; Fungi; Ascomycota; Pichiomycetes; Serinales; Debaryomycetaceae
Product: ferric reductase family protein
Exons: 1
Coding region: 1-1896 (631 amino acids)
Biological process (GO): iron ion transport; intracellular iron ion homeostasis; copper ion import
Cellular component (GO): plasma membrane
Molecular function (GO): ferric-chelate reductase activity
Source: RefSeq, a predicted model, not a curated record
AUGAUGUCUCGCAACGCCACAUGCUUCGACCCCAUGAUCUUCGUUUCGGUGGUGGGAUGCCUUCAACUGAUUACCGAUGGCUCGCCAACAUCAAUCUUGAAUGCUGUUAACAAAAUAUGUCUGCGUUAUGACACUGAAUUUAGUGAAGAUGCAAUAACUAACGCUUUACAGUUGUAUGACACAUUUGCGAUUGACUUUACUGAGGUGGGCCAUGGCCCCAUCAUGUUACCGUUUCGGGUGAAUACUACUUAUCGUGAUCUAAGCUACAAGUCUUAUAAGUACUUCUUGGGAAACUACAACAAUUCCAUUUACUAUGGUAGUGCUCUCUUGGGUUUUUGGUUGGGAGUGUUGAUGCUUUACGCUUCAGUCAAUUGGGGUCGUCGCCUCUUUCCAUUACGGCGCCAACGACGUUUUGUGAAAGCAAUGCAACGUUAUAUCUUCGCUUCUGCCACGUUCAGGCAUAAGAAUUACGACGCGGUUUUGUUAGGCCGGUUUGAAGUGGGGUUAAUGCCCAAGCGCAUUGAGUCCUUGAUUAUCGCCGCAUUUGUCAUCAUAACCGCCGUUUUAACUGGUAUCAAAAUCUAUUGGGAUCCCGACAAUACUAUAUAUCCGGUCUCAAGAUAUCCUUCCGAGGCGCAUGCCAAGACGGUAUUCAUUUCUCGUAUAGUUGCGGAUCGCUCCGGUAUCAUCGGUGUGUUUUUGAUGCCUCUUCUCAUUGUCCUUGGUGGCAGAAAUAAUGUCUUGCAAUGGUUGACGGGCCUGUCGUUUGCCACGAUGAUUGUUUGGCAUAAGUGGAUAUCUCGUGUGUGCGUAAUUGAAAUUUUGAUCCAUAUGGUGUGCUUCACCAUUGCUCUCGAUACUAGAAGGGCUAGUGAAUACAGUGAGCUUUAUCUUGUGGGUGGUACAUUUGCAUUUGUUGCAAUGUUUAUCAUCCUCUUCCAGACUUUAUUGUUUUUGCGUCGUCGUUGGUAUGAGGCUUUCUUCCUAUUUCAUGUUGUUCUCUCGGUUCUUACUGUUGUUGGUCUGUGGCUUCAUCUCGCACCAUUAGGUUAUGGGCCAUUUAUGUACGCAGCUGUAGCUGUUUGGGGGUUUGACCGUUGCGUGCGUUUCGUACGAAUGGCGUUGAUUGGUGUAAAGUCAGCUGACUUCACCUUAAUCGAAGACACGAUAGUGAUUAAGGCGCCCAUCUCCAAUCCUCAGUAUUAUCCCCCCGGUGGUCAUCUUUUCCUCACGGUGCCGAAUGGGAUUCAUAUUCUCCAAUCACAUCCCUUUUGCUAUGUUGUCCAUUCUGACCAUAUCACUUUGUUCUCCAAGGUGAAGGAAGGUUUAACCUCACUGAUCGCUAAAAACUUGGUGAAACUUCCCUCGAUGUCUUGCACUAUGCCCGUGUUGUUCGACGGGCCUUACGCUGAACCAGCAAGCAUCAACAGAUAUGACAAUGCUUUAUUCCUAGCUUCAGGGAAUGGGAUACCAGGAAUGUGGUCGGAAGCUUUAACGUAUGCUCAAAAACAUCGCGAUCGAAAAGUUAAGCUUGUGUGGAUAUCCAGAACAACUGAUUGGUUUGCGGAUGAAUUGACAAUGAUCCCUUCGAACAUAGAAUUACUGGUGUACCAUACUGGCGUACAAAUGGUUCAUGAGUCGGCCUGCGAAAGUGACAAAAAGCUGGUUGACGAGAAGGGUUCGUUGAAGCCAAUCCCCAAGCGUCUGACAAUUCAAGGCCGUCCGGAUUUACAAGAUCUUAUCAAGAGUGAGGCAGUCAAUGCUCAGACGAAUCUUGCGGUCGUUGUUUGCGGCCAUCCGGUAAUGGUGGAUGAGGUGAGAGCGAUUGUUGCUCGUGGUGAUUGGGACAGCCCGGCGUUUGUGGACUUGUUCGUGCAACUCCAGGUUUGGGCAUGA